Messenger RNA from Paramuricea clavata, 501 nucleotides. NCBI's taxonomy places the organism in Eukaryota, Metazoa, Cnidaria, Anthozoa, Malacalcyonacea, Plexauridae. The record is from the annotation of a GenBank genome assembly.
AUGCAGAAAACCGAUCCAUCUUACGGGGAUUUGGAUAACUUCAUCCCAAACGCAUGCAUCACGACGCCUGAUUCUUUCGAGCAUGUCAAACACGCCGCCGAUUGGUUCGCAGAUGACAUCAACGCUGAUGCUCUUGAACUGGAGAUGAAAUUAAUUCGUUCCUCGAAGAUGAUCAAAGAUAUCCUGGCCAAGGAAACGAAAGAACGAAAGCCGUCUUUGGUUGAUUUAUACCGCGAACUUCUUCAAGAACCCGAAUGCUUCCCCAAUUUGUCAAAAAUUAUUAAGAUUGCCCUUACUCUCCCUUUGACAUCAGCAUCUGCUGAGAGAUCAUUUUCGAAGCUGAAAAUAAUAAAAAAUCGCCUGAGGUCGACGAUGAGGCAAGAUCGACUAGAAUCGCUGAUGCUCAUGUCCGUGGAAUCUGACAUUUGUCGGGGCCUCGACAUCGAAGGACUCGUUGAACGAUUUACCAACGCAGCUCCCCGAAGAUGGAACUUGUACUAA